AGAUUUCCUUUCAGUUCCCCAAAAUAUUUUUCGCUGGAAAGCUUUUUCCUUCCCUUUUUGCUAGUCAUUUGCAGAUCUUUUCCAUGGGUAAUUAUACCAGCCCGCCCCAUUUUCACCCCGUAAUAAAGCUGGAUUUGGACAACUUUCAAAAGAACGUUUGGACGAUCACUCUCGGCAAAACAGGCGACAAGUUUAAUGUUGAAGAUCCUCUGUAGCUGAAGCUUUUUUGGUACUACAAGUAAAUGAAAGACCACAUGAAGUAGGCCUCAAGCUGAUUCUUGUUUCCACCCUAGGACUACGUACUAGCGACACACAUUGUAUUCAUGGUACUAUUAAACACAAUACCAAUGUGCUGAAAAAGACUAGACAACCAGAAAUUUUAAUCGACUGAAGUUUAUUUUCCACCACGACCCCUCAUAGAAGCCAUGGACCGUGUGAAGCACCUCGCCGUGGUCCGCAAGGUCGCGGCGGAAAUUAAAAACCACUGGGGUUUGGACGACAAAGACUUGGCCGAGUUCAUCGUCGACCUCGCCCAAAACGAGUCCAAUGACGCGCAAGACUUCCAGACGCAGCUGGCCGAGAACGGGGCGGAGUGCACCGAGGAUUUCGCGACCCACUUGUUCGACCUCGUGCAGAAGAUGGCCCCACCCAAAAAGAUCCAACUCGGGGGCCCGGGCGGCGCGCGACCCGGGAUGUUGCAGGUGGGGGGGAGUAGCAGCAGUAGUAGCUCCACGGCGAAUGGGAAGGUUGCGGCCGCGGCGCGCGAGCCCCGGAACGAGGUAGAAGCGCAGUUCCGCGGCUUAGCGAUCCCGGACGCGGCGCCCAACACCGGGUCGUUAGAAGCGGCGUUCAUUGGGCGGACGGAGCGGGAUGGAGGCGACGUGGGACGGACGGCGGCGAUACCAAAUGUAGAAAUGUCUGGGUCUGGAAGAUUGCAACUUGUGAUGCUGUCUCUGCAUUCUAAAAAAAUCUGUAUUGCAUGACCAGCAAGAGGGGUCCAGUUUGUGCUACAUGGAGAGUGUAUUACUAUUGAAACUGCAGCAACAAGCCAAAAUUGGCAUUCCUACCCUGGUUCCAGGGUAGGUUCCAGGGUAGGUUCCGGGGUAGGUAACACGAGGGGACAGUGGAUUUAAGAGGGGGGGGGUACAGCCUACCCAGGAACCGACCCAGGAACCGACUCAACCCGACUCCUCAGCCGACCGAUACAGCUCGGGGAAAAAAACAAACACGAGCUGUGGAGUCGGGUGAAGAGUCGGGUAAAAGUCGGGUCCAGGGUAGGUUUUGAGUCGGGUAAAGUCGGGCAAAUAGCUCGGGAAAGGCAAAGCGACCUUACCCGACUCUACCCGACUCCAGCUGAUGCGAUAUCCUUUGCCGAUGUGUGUGGGUCUGGUUGGAAGAGGCCAAGUCGGUCAUGCAUACUGUGCGUGGCCCACUAUUCGCUAGGAGCAAAACCACGCUCGCCACAAAGCGCCGCGGCUGGCUUUUUGGAUGAGGGCACCAUGUAGGAAGGACGCGCGGGAACUGGCCUGGGGACACGGAGCAAAACCGCGGCAAGAAGUUUCCCAGAAUUGGGCGAAGGUGGUGCCCGGUUUCUCGCGCAAAUCGGCACGGGGACACACACGAAGCAAAGCCGUGGCAUGAAGCUGCCCCGAACACAAUAGGGCGAAGGCGGUGCCCGGUGUCUCGCGCAAACUGGCACGGGGACACGGAGCAAAGCCGCGGCCAGAAUCGUGCCCGCCGCACUGGCACACGGAGCAAAACCGCUCCCCCCCCCAGAAUUGGGCGAGGGCGGUGCCCGGUGUCUCGCGCAAACUGGCACGGGGACACGGAGCAAAGCCGCGGCCAGAAUCGUGCCCGCCGCACUGGCACACGGAGCAAAACCGCUCCCCCCCCCGAAUUGGGCGAGGGCGGUGCCCGGUGUCUCGCGCAAACUGGCACGGGGACACGGAGCAAAGCCGCGGCCAGAAUCGUGUCCGCCGCACUGGCACACGGAGCAAAACCGCUCCCCCCCCAGAAUUGGGCGAGGGCGGUGCCCGGUGUCUCGCGCAAACUGGCACGGGGACACGGAGCAAAGCCGCGGCCAGAAUCGUGUCCGCCGCACUGGCACACGGAGCAAAACCGCUCCCCCCCCAGAAUUGGGCGAGGGCGGUGCCCGGUGUCUCGCGCAAACUGGCACGGGGACACGGAGCAAAGCCGCGGCCAGAAUCGUGUCCGCCGCACUGGCACACGGAGCAAAACCGCUCCCCCCCCAGAAUUGGGCGAGGGCGGUGCCCGGUGUCUCGCGCAAACUGGCACGGGGACACGGAGCAAAGCCGCGGCCAGAAUCGUGUCCGCCGCACUGGCACACGGAGCAAAACCGCUCCCCCCCCAGAAUUGGGCGAGGGCGGUGCCCGGUGUCUCGCGCAAACUGGCACGGGGACACGGAGCAAAGCCGCGGCCAGAAUCGUGUCCGCCGCACUGGCACACGGAGCAAAACCGCUCCCCCCCCAGAAUUGGGCGAGGGCGGUGCCCGGUGUCUCGCGCAAACUGGCACGGGGACACGGAGCAAAGCCGCGGCCAGAAUCGUGUCCGCCGCACUGGCACACGGAGCAAAACCGCUCCCCCCCCAGAAUUGGGCGAGGGCGGUGCCCGGUGUCUCGCGCAAACUGGCACGGGGACACGGAGCAAAGCCGCGGCCAGAAUCGUGUCCGCCGCACUGGCACACGGAGCAAAACCGCUCCCCCCCCAGAAUUGGGCGAGGGCGGUGCCCGGUGUCUCGCGCAAACUGGCACGGGGACACGGAGCAAAGCCGCGGCCAGAAUCGUGUCCGCCGCACUGGCACACGGAGCAAAACCGCUCCCCCCCCAGAAUUGGGCGAGGGCGGUGCCCGGUGUCUCGCGCAAACUGGCACGGGGACACGGAGCAAAGCCGCGGCCAGAAUCGUGUCCGCCGCACUGGCACACGGAGCAAAACCGCUCCCCCCCCAGAAUUGGGCGAGGGCGGUGCCCGGUGUCUCGCGCAAACUGGCACGGGGACACGGAGCAAAGCCGCGGCCAGAAUCGUGUCCGCCGCACUGGCACACGGAGCAAAACCGCUCCCCCCCCAGAAUUGGGCGAGGGCGGUGCCCGGUGUCUCGCGCAAACUGGCACGGGGACACGGAGCAAAGCCGCGGCCAGAAUCGUGUCCGCCGCACUGGCACACGGAGCAAAACCGCUCCCCCCCCAGAAUUGGGCGAGGGCGGUGCCCGGUGUCUCGCGCAAACUGGCACGGGGACACGGAGCAAAGCCGCGGCCAGAAUCGUGUCCGCCGCACUGGCACACGGAGCAAAACCGCUCCCCCCCCAGAAUUGGGCGAGGGCGGUGCCCGGUGUCUCGCGCAAACUGGCACGGGGACACGGAGCAAAGCCGCGGCCAGAAUCGUGUCCGCCGCACUGGCACACGGAGCAAAACCGCUCCCCCCCCAGAAUUGGGCGAGGGCGGUGCCCGGUGUCUCGCGCAAACUGGCACGGGGACACGGAGCAAAGCCGCGGCCAGAAUCGUGUCCGCCGCACUGGCACACGGAGCAAAACCGCUCCCCCCCCAGAAUUGGGCGAGGGCGGUGCCCGGUGUCUCGCGCAAACUGGCACGGGGACACGGAGCAAAGCCGCGGCCAGAAUCGUGUCCGCCGCACUGGCACACGGAGCAAAACCGCUCCCCCCCCAGAAUUGGGCGAGGGCGGUGCCCGGUGUCUCGCGCAAACUGGCACGGGGACACGGAGCAAAGCCGCGGCCAGAAUCGUGUCCGCCGCACUGGCACACGGAGCAAAACCGCUCCCCCCCCAGAAUUGGGCGAGGGCGGUGCCCGGUGUCUCGCGCAAACUGGCACGGGGACACGGAGCAAAGCCGCGGCCAGAAUCGUGUCCGCCGCACUGGCACACGGAGCAAAACCGCUCCCCCCCCAGAAUUGGGCGAGGGCGGUGCCCGGUGUCUCGCGCAAACUGGCACGGGGACACGGAGCAAAGCCGCGGCCAGAAUCGUGUCCGCCGCAGUGGCACACGGAGCAAAACCGCUCCCCCCCCAGAAUUGGGCGAGGGCGGUGCCCGGUGUCUCGCGCAAACUGGCACGGGGACACGGAGCAAAGCCGCGGCCAGAAUCGUGUCCGCCGCACUGGCACACGGAGCAAAACCGCUCCCCCCCCAGAAUUGGGCGAGGGCGGUGCCCGGUGUCUCGCGCAAACUGGCACGGGGACACGGAGCAAAGCCGCGGCCAGAAUCGUGUCCGCCGCACUGGCACACGGAGCAAAACCGCUCCCCCCCCAGAAUUGGGCGAGGGCGGUGCCCGGUGUCUCGCGCAAACUGGCACGGGGACACGGAGCAAAGCCGCGGCCAGAGUCUUCGUGUCUGCCGCACUGGCACACGGGGCAAAACCGCCCCCCGCCCCAGAAUUGGGCGAAGGCGGUGCCCGGCUUCUCGCGCAAACUGGCACGAAGACACGACGCAAAGCCGCGGCCAGAAUCGUGCCCGCCGCACUGGCACACGGAGCAAAGCCGCAGAAUUGGGCGAGGGCGGUGCCCGGUGUCUCGCGCAAACCGGCACGGGGACACGCACGGAGCAACGCCGCGGCUCGAACCGCGUCCGCCGCACUGCCUGGCACACGGAGCAAAAUCGCCCCCCCCCCCAGAAUUGGGCGAGGGUGGUGCCCGGUGUCUCGCGAAAACUGGAAAGGGGACACGGAGCAAAGCCGCAGCCAGAACCGCGUCCGCCGCACUGGCCCACGGAGCAAAACCGCUCCCCCCCCAGAAUUGGGCGAGGGCGGUGCUCGGUGUCUCGCGCAAACUGGCACGGGGACACGAAGGAAGCAAAGCAAGCCGCGGCCCGAACCGUACCGCGUCCGCCGCACUGGCACACGGAGCAAAACCGCUCCCCCCCAGAAUUGGGCGAAAGCGGUGCCCGGUGUCUCGCGCAAACUGGCACGGGGACACACACGGAGCAAAGCCGCGGCCCGAACCGCUUCCGCCGCACUGGCACACGGAGCGAAACCGCUCCCCCCCAAGAAUUGGGCGCGGGCGGUGCCCGGUUUCUCGCGCAAAAUGGCGCGGGGACACGGAGCAAAGCCGCGGCCGGAACCGCUUCCGCCGCACUGGCACACGGAGCAAAACCGCUCCCCCCCAGAAUUGGGCGAGGGCGGUGCCUGGUUUCUCCCGCAAACUGGCAUGGGGGUGCACUGCGCAAAAGCGCGGCCCGAAGCUUCGCAGAAUCAGCCGGGCGAAGGCGGUGCCCGCCCGCUUUCUCGCGCAGACUGGCUUGGGGACGCACACGGGGCCAGGCCGCGGCCUGCGCUUAAUAGUUUCCAAGACUUGGGCGCAGGAGGUGCCCGGCUGGGUUUCUCGCGCCAACUGGCGUGGGCACAGACACGGAGCAAAACCAUGGCCAGGGGCUGCCCAGAGUAGGGCGAAGGGGCUGCCCGGCUUCUCGCGCGAGCUGGCACGGGGACACGGACCAAAACCGCGGCCCGAAGCUUCACAGAGAAAGAGUCGAGCGGCCGAAGGCGCUGCCUGCCCGGUUUCCCGCGGAGACUGGCAGGGGGACACGGGCGAGCGGGUUGCCAACGUCUGCCGCCGGGUCGCUUUCAAUCAAAAGCCCGCCAGCGCUUCCAGAAAUCCGGGACCGGCCUCGCGUCCGUGGUCGGCGGCUUGCGGGAUUCCGGCCGGCGCAGACAUCCAAAAGCCCGGCCGCAUUGGCCAAAGAAAAGCCGGGCGGCGACUUCCGCAAGGCUGGGGGCCGCUUCCUUCCGCAGGUGUGCCGCCGGCUUUUAGAAGUUAGGCCGCCCGCCAAGCGCUUCUCUCCUGAAGUAGGGCCGCCAGGCAGCGGCGCCCAAUGGCCCGGCGCCGACUUCGAAACGCUUGCCAUCAGCUUGCAGGCCGGUGUCGGGGUCCUGCAAGUGGAGGCGAACGCGCCACCCCUCGGGCGCCCAUCGGGGCGCCCUAUGUGGUAGCCCGCUGGGGAUGGCGCGGCACUGGCCAUUCCUCUACUUCGCGACGCGCGUCCCCGUUGCGGUUGCGUUCGAAUGUCGCGCGGAGCAAGCCCGCACGGCCUCGGAAACUGCUCCGGCCGCCCAAUGCCCCUCAAAGAUGCAAGGUCUCUGCACGGGGGCCCCAGCCCCCGUGCUCGGACCUUGUUUCUCAUGCGAGAUAGGCAUCAGAAAGCCAGCUAAAAAUCUGCGAUGCCAGGUUAUGCAUUACAGACGUCAUAUGUCAUGUAAAAUCUGCAUGACAAGUCUGGCACUCUUGUUCCAGACCCAGACAUUUUUACAUUUGAUAGGCGAGUUUGUUGGAGUCAGAAAUGACAGAAAGGGAGAAGAGGGACGCGGCGAAGGGGAAAGGUAUUAAAUACGACUUGUAUUUUAGUGUACAGCUGCUGUGAUUUUGAAACGACUGGGCUCCUGCUUCUGCGUUUAGAGUUUGUCUUGGUGGAAGAUGAACUCCAAGGACAGGUUGAAAACAAUAACAACCGUCGCUCAUCAACAUCGUAUGAUGUCAGUUUUUUAACAUCUCACACUAUCUGCAGUGCGUAUAACAAAUUCGAAUUCCUUUCAUUUUCCAUGAAAAAAUUUAUUCCUAACCCAGGUAAGAAAGGCAAAAAGGGGGCCAAGAACGACCGCGACAACAUAUCAAAUGUAAAAAUGUCUGGGUGGUCUGGAAGAGUGCAUGUUUGUCAUGCUUGUCUGGCAUGACUCUCAAAUCUGUCAUGCACGUUACCCAAGAGCGCCAUUUUUCUGUCAUGCAGAAACGCAGUUUGUAAUGCAGAAUAGGCAACACCUAGAAGCUCAGAAACUUAUCAUGCUGAGCCAGCACUUGUGGCCUCCUCAUGAUACGCCACCCAGCAUCACAAUUUUCCAGACCCAGUCACUUUUACAUUUGAUACAACAAAGGCUCUGACAACUACUACCGUGACCAGGGCUACGACCGGCGGGAACGCAGCCCGAGACGAGGGGAGGAGAAGAAAGAGCCCGAAAAUAUGGAUUGCAAAUAUGUCUGGGUCUGGAAGGAUGCAAACUUGUGAUGCGCAUUUCAGAACACAGAAAAAUCUCUCAUGCAUAGGUAGCAAAAGCUGCCCACUUUCUGUCACCAAAGUGGGCGACUUGUCAUGCGGAUUCGGCAUUGCGGAAGCUUCUCGAAACCUGUGACGCUAGAGCUUCCAUGCCAGACCUUCACUGUCAUGCAAAAACAGCACGACUCUUCCAGACCCAGACAUUUUUGCAUUUGAUAGAAAAAUCCAUCACCCAAAUCCGCGCCUCGCUCCGGCGGAAAGCCUUGGAGAAAUGGGAAAUCUACGCGGGCGAGGUGCAGAAGCUGCAGGACUACGGCGCUUUUAUCUCCAUCGACACGAGUGACGGCCGCAAGGAGGGUUUGUGCCACGCGCAGUUCAUCACGAAGGACCCGGAUAAGGGGACCCGGCCCGACCAAAUCCUGCAGCGGAGGCUAUGAAAGUGCACAACUCCCCCUCCCCCUCAUUUCUAUUGCAUAAACAGCAAUACAAGCGGCAGCAAGAAUACAGGAUUUGCAUGACAAAUUCGGACAGGACUGUAGUGCUAUUUGGGCUUCCAAAACUUGUCAUGCAAACAGUGCCAAGAGCCGAGGCCCUUAAUUAGGCAUUUUGCAUGACAAAUGAGGGGUUUGGGGGAGUUGUGCACUCUCAUAGAGGCAAGAGGUGUUCGUGAAGGUCGUCGCGUUGACGGAGAAGAAAAUCUCCCUUUCCAUGAUCGAAGUGGACCAAAAAACGGCGGAGGAUUUGAAACCGCGAGACCCCGAAACCGGUUUACCCGUGAAGAUGAUGAACUCCAGUAGUGGCGCGAACAGCUUACCGCUAGGGGGUAAUAGCAUGUUGAAGACCAGUAAAAAUCAGAACAACGCCCUGAAAACCCACGGCGAGCACACGGGCGUGAAUUUGAACAUCCCCGACACGAUCGGGGGAAGGCAGAAGGACCGGAACAAGAAGAAGUUAAACGAUUACGACCGGUGGGAAAAUCAGCAAUUGGUGAAUUCCGGGGUCAUCAAGCGGACCGAAAGAGCGGAUUUUGACCCGAACGCGGGCGUAUCAAAUGCAAAAUUGUCUGGGUCUUGAAGAUUUCUAGAUUUGUCAUGCAUAUUUUCCAUGAGCCAUGAUGUCUGUGAUGCAUGCCGUAGCGUCACAGAUCUUUUGAGGGCCUUGCGAUACCUCUACCGCAUGAGAAAUGCCCUCUCCGCGUAGGACAAACCCGACCCCUCUUGCUGGUCAUGCAAUACAAAUGUUUUUAGAAUCCACGGACAGCAUCACAAGUUGCAACUUUCUAGACCCAGACACUUUUGCAAUCCAUAGGGCGGCUUUCUGGCGGAGGAAGAGGUGGAAGAGGAGUACGAGGUCGACGUGAUCGACCAGGAGCCGGCGUUUCUCGUGAACCAGACCGCGCGGAGCGGCGCGCAGUUGUCUCCCAUCCGCUUGGUGAAGAUGCCGGAGGGGUCGCUCGCGCAGGCGGCGUCCAACGCCGCCGCGGCGAUCAAGGAGACGCGACAAGCCCGGGACGCGAUCCAGCAGCAGAACGCGCAGGAGAUGAUUCCCAAGGACAUGAGCAAGCCGUGGGACGACCCGAAGCCGGACCCCGGGUCGCGGGCGUUGGUGAGUCAGAUCCGCGGGAUCUCGGACACGGGGAACUACGAACUCCCGGAGUGGAAAAAGCUGUACAAAAACAACUCGGUGUCCCUCGGACAGAAGUCCAACAAACCGAUCAAGGAGCAGCGCAUGGGGCUGCCGAUCUUCAAGUUGCGGGGGCCGCUGCUGGAGGCGAUUAUUAACAACCAGGUUUUGGUGGUCAUCGGGGAAACAGGGAGUGGGAAGACGACGCAGAUCACGCAAUAUUUGGCCGAGGCAGGUAUAAGAAGAUGAUGUGUCACGACGAGUCUCUGUGAUGCUAUGCUGAAUAUAGCAGUAAAAUGUAUGCGCUCUGCAUGCGUUGGUGAGUGCUGUCCACCUGGUGAAAAUUAUUCUGAUUCAUUGCUAAGUUCUUGUGCAAUAAUUUUUCUUUCGACGAAAAAUGGAAGGUUCUGAGUACGCUGAAAAAUUCAUCAACCCAUUCAGGUUUCACGUCCCGCGGUAUGAUCGGUUGCACCCAGCCCCGUCGUGUGGCCGCGAUGUCCGUCGCAAAGCGCGUCGCGGAAGAGUUUGGCUGCCGGUUAGGGCAGGAGGUCGGGUACAGCAUCCGGUUCGAGGACCAAACCAGCCGGGACACGGUGAUCAAGUACAUGACGGACGGUAUGCUGAUGCGCGAGAUGUUGCAGGACCCGGACUUGAAACGGUACACCCUGAUCAUGCUCGACGAGGCGCACGAGCGGACGAUCAUGACGGACGUGCUGUUCUGUUUGUUGAAGAAAGCGUGUAAACGCAGACCCGAUUUCAAGCUCAUCGUGACCUCCGCGACGCUGGAUGCGGAGAAGUUUUCUUCCUACUUUUUCGACGCGAAGAUCUUCACGAUUCCGGGCCGAACCCACCCCGUGGAGAUCAACUACUCCCUCGAACCGUUAUCAAAAGGAAAAGUGCCCCCUCCCCAUAUCAAAACGAAGUUUCUGAUGCUGGAUUUGCGUACACAAAUCAGAUUCGUCUUGCUGGAGGGGACUGCAGGCUUUAUAUCAAGCCUGAGUAGACAGGUUUUGGCCUAGGCACUUAGCAUGAAGAACGUCAGCACUGUAGGCCCAACAGCAUGACAAACCGCCUGCAGAAUUCUGCGGAGCCCGUGGAGUUGCCUUCUUGCAAGACAGACGCGACUUGUGCUCACAAAUCAGCAACGCAAAUUGUCGAGCGCGUACCUUUUCAACAUGGGGAGGGGGGAUUUUUCCUUCUGAUAACCGUGUGAAGACAGCUACGUGGACACGGCAUUGAUGUGCAUCAUGGAGAUCCACUAUCAAAUGUAAAAGUGUCUGGGUCUGGAAGAGUCAUGCUGUUUCUGCAUGACAAAGAAGGUCUGGAAUGGAAGCUCUAGCAUCACAGGUUUCGAGAAGCUUCCGCAAUGCCGAACCCGCAUGACAAAUCCCCCAUUUUGGUGACAGAAAGUGAGCAGCUUUUGCUACCUAUGCAUGAGGGAUUUUUGUGUGUUCUGAAAUGCGCAUCACAGGUUACAUCCUUCCAGACCCAGACACUUUUGCACUUGAUAUCCACUUGCGAGAACCCGCCGGGGACAUUUUGCUGUUCCUCACCGGUCAGGAAGAGAUCGACACGGCGGCGCAGGUGUUGCACGAGCGCAUGAAGGCCUUGGAGAGCAACAGCCCGCCGCCCUUGAUCAUAUCAAAUGCAAAAGUGUCUGGGUCUGGAUGAGUGGAACUUGUAAUGCUGUCUGCGGAUUCUAAAAAUAUCUGUGGUGCAUGAGCAGCAAGAGGAGUCAGUUCUUGGCGCGCUGGAAAGAGAGGGCAUUUGUCAUGCGUAAUUAGCAUCAAGAAGCUCUCAGCAAAUCUGUGAUGCUAGCACCAGCAUCACAGACCUGACGGGUCAUGCAAAAUAUGCAUGACAGGCCCCGACUCUUCCAGACCCAGACAUAUUUGCUGUUCAUAGAUCAUUCUGCCGGUGUACUCCGCGCUGCCGUCGGAGAUGCAAACCAUGAUCUUCGAGCCCGCGCCGCCGGGGUGCCGGAAGUGCGUGAUUGCGACGAACAUCGCGGAAGCGAGUCUGACCAUCGAUGGUACUAUUCUAGAUGCAUAUAAUUUUUCCUUGUUGACCACGUUAACGAACUCUGAGUGUAGUUGCAGUUACAAAAUUCUGCACCUCCUGUUGCUGCUUGUAUCUUCGGGCGAUGAACAUCGUUUGAUUUUUUACCAUUUCCAACACCCAGGUAUCUACUAUGUGGUCGAUCCGGGGAUGGCGAAGCAGAAGUGCUACAACUCCAAAACCGGGAUGGAUUCCCUGGUCAUCGUGCCCAUUUCCCAGGCCAGCGCCAAGCAGCGCGCGGGUCGCGCCGGGCGUACCGGGCCCGGGAAGUGCUUCCGACUGUACACGGAAGCGGCCUACAAGAACGAGAUGUCCCCCAUGAACGUGCCGGAAAUCCAGCGGACAAACUUGGUAUCAAAGUGAAAAAUGCCCCCACCCCCAAACUUGGAAGCAUUUGUAUUGCAAGCCUUUCCAAAUGAAACACUCGCCCGCUUGCAUCUAUCAGCAUCGCAGAUUUCCAAUCGUGAAUAGCAAAAAUUUGUAUUGCAAAAGACCCCAGCAAGAAUGGCGCUUGUCAUGCAAGCGAUACGAUACACACCUAGACUCUGCAUCAGAAAGAUUCAUACUCCUUUCAUGCAUGGCAAAAAGUUUUCAUUUGGAAACAAAUUUUUGCAAUUUCAGGGGUGGGGGGCACUUUUCACUGCAAUACUUGGCGAACGUGGUUUUGGUGCUGAAAGCCAUGGGCGUGAACGAUUUACUUGGUUUCGACUUCAUGGACCCGCCGCCCGUGCAAACGUUAAUCAACUCGUUGGAAGCGCUGUGGACCCUCGGGGGGUUGGACAACGAGGGGAUGCUGACGCGUUUGGGCCGGAAGAUGGCGGACUUCCCGUUAGAGCCCGCGCAAUCCAAGACGCUGUUAGUGGCCGUCGACCUGCAGUGUGCAGACGAGAUCAUGACGAUCUUGGCCAUGUUGUCCGUGCAGAACGUGUUUUACCGCCCGCGCGAGAAGCAGACGCUGGCGGAUCAGAAGAAGUCCCAGUUUCACCAGACGGAGGGCGACCACAUCACGUUACUCGAGGUCUACAAGGCGUGGCAGCGGAACCGGUUCAGCAGUCCGUGGUGUUUCGAAAAUUUCGUGCAAGUGCGGUCGCUGAAGCGCGCCCAGGAGGUCCGAAAGCAGCUGAUCGGGAUUUUGGACCGGUAUCAGCUGGAAAUUCAGUCCUGCGGCACCGACUACAACCGGUAUCAAAUGCAAAAGUGUCUGGGUCUGGAAACAUGUGUUGCUGAUGCUUGCAUUGCAAACUUGCUGCUUGUACGGCAUAACAGCAUGAGAAAUUUCCGUCGGCAUUCCUUGUGGAUUUCAUUUGUAUUUAGCAUUACAAACUACCAUAUCCAGCACGACAAAAAACCUGGCCAAUGGUAUUCAUGCAUUACAGAUCUUGUUGUCCUUGAAGUCCUGCGUCACAAAUCCAGACCCAGACAUAUUUGCAAUGCAUAACCGGUUGCGGAAGACGAUUUGUGCAGGGUACUUUAACCACGCGUGCAAGAGGGACGCGAAGGAGGACGGUAUCCUGUGUAAAGACGUCCCCACGACCCCAUGGUCAAGAUGGGAAAGCUGCUAGACAAAUCCACAAGGCUUGGCUGUUGCGCAUGACAGGUUUGGCCCUGGAGUGUAGUCCUGUAUAGCUUGUUCACCAGCAUCACAAAUCUAGCACGUCAUGCUGAUUGGAGCAUGACAAAUUCCGAAACACGACGCGAAAACGCUUCUCAUGGGGCUCCGCAUGAGAAACAUCUUCAGCGUGCAUAAUUGCAUUACAACUAUGGGGUGGGGACGUUUUUAUAUAGGAUAGACGGGUAUAAAACGUUGCUCGACAACCAAGUCGUCCACAUCCACCCGAGUAGCUCCUUGUACCAAAAUAUCAACUGCAAAUAUCUCUGGAUCUGGAAGAUUGCAACUUGUGAUGCGGAUUAUGGAAUAGACAAAAAUUUGUAUUGCAUGAGCGCCAAAACAAGCUGCUCAUUUCUUGCUGCGCAAGUCGGGAAUUUCUCAUGCAGGACCACAGUCAGCAGAAGGCCUGCGCGAAUAAACCUGGAAUGCUUUUGCGUGCAUGGCAGACCAUUUGCAUAAUCCAAAAGAUGCAUGACAAACACGGGCUGCAUUCUUCCAGACCCAGACAUAUUUGCAAUCCAUACAACAAGCGCCGGAAUGGAUCGUCUACCACGAAUUGGUCUUGACCACGAAGGAGUACCUGCGCGAAGUGUCCACGAUCGAACCCCACUGGCUCCCGGAGCUCGCGCCCAACUUGUUCCAGAAGGCCGACGAGAACAAGAUCUCGAAGCGGAAACAGUUCGAGACGAUCGAACCCUUGUACAACAAGUUCGAGGAGAAAAACUCCUGGCGUCUCUCCAGGCGCGCGGGGUAGAAGAGAGGGGGAAGAGAACGAUGCCUGCUAUGUAUUUCUGGUGGUUGGACUUGGCUCUUUCUUCUGGCUCUGCGGAAGAAGGUCCUGGUCAUCAGUUGUACUUAGGAAUUUCCUCUCGCAGCAGUACCGAAAAGCGAAGAUCAUGUGCGGAGCAGCAGUUUUGGAUCUUCACUUAUUUAUUUUCGUGAAGAAAUUAUACUUCGUAUCUUAUCCUCAGACUUCAUUUAUCGGCGACACUCAAGAACAAGCAAAAACUAUAUUUCAUUUGUGUUUCGAGGAUUGACAUUGCCAUUGAUGAGCCACAUCAGCGAUUUGUCGCUUUAUUUCACCAUCCCCGAGUCUGUACGACAUGGUCGUGGAAACAAAAUAUUUAAGAUGAAAAGCAAAGAAUCCGUCUGUGCUCUACUCACGGGGUACAGGGUAUGCAGCCG
Messenger RNA from Amoebophrya sp. A120, 13480 nucleotides. The record is from the annotation of a GenBank genome assembly. Lineage: Eukaryota; Dinophyceae; Syndiniales; Amoebophryaceae.